AUGGCCAGCACAUACGAUGAGUGGUUUGUGGAUGCAAAGGAGGAUAGUUCAUUUCACCUAACUGACCUACUGGCGGUCGAAUCAUAUCUGGAUGGAUCUAUCGGUCUCGAUGAUGCGGUCCAAGAGCUUGUCGAAGACGAAGACUGUCAGGACAUAGGCCAGACCUGGGUGAUGCUCCUCGUUCUUGCAAAGCGCUUUCCAGAGGUCCAUGAGAGGCUCGUCGACCUAGUAAAGGGCAUCGUUGCCAUCCCGCCACCAAACGACGAGGAGCACCCAGAUGAAUGGACGGAGGAGGUUGUAAAAAACUUCGGCGUUAACUGGCGGGAUGUCCAUGAUGCGUUAUGGUCGGACCGCCGCCAAAUCAGCCAUGCAUAUGAUGCAGCAGGCCAGCACUGGAUUAAUUACCACGCCUUCUCUGCAGCUUGCAUUCGUGACGGUGUCCUCGAUGACCCGUACUGGGCAUAUGUCGUCAUCAUCGACGGGUUUGAAAGAAAAGUGAGACUCCCCAUCUCUCCCCAGCAGGACGUCGACAUAGCGGCUGCAUCUCAAUAUUUCAUCCAUGGUGCCUGUAAUAUCCUGCGCAACUGCCAGAAUAAAGAAGGGGAAAAGCACGGCGGCUGGGAUGAUGAGAGCGAGCUCUGGAAAGGGGAAAAGGGCCUUAGCCCUGAAAGAUGGAGCUUCUGGAAAGAACGUAUGGGUAUCUUGAGCCAGACAGAUGGGCUAACUGACGAGACGAGGGAUGCAGCUAGGAGAGCAGAGGUGGCGAUUGGAAAAUCGGACAGGAAGAAGAAAGGGACGAAGAACUAG
Messenger RNA from Arthroderma uncinatum, 807 nucleotides. RefSeq lists its product as uncharacterized. Bases 1 to 807 code for a protein of 268 amino acids. The record is from RefSeq and is a predicted model, not a curated record. The transcript has 2 exons. Lineage: Eukaryota; Fungi; Ascomycota; Eurotiomycetes; Onygenales; Arthrodermataceae.